Messenger RNA from Lutzomyia longipalpis, 1024 nucleotides. Its product is annotated as putative exonuclease GOR. The record is from RefSeq and is a predicted model, not a curated record. Gene Ontology annotation, molecular function: exonuclease activity; nucleic acid binding. The transcript has 4 exons. Gene Ontology annotation, cellular component: nucleus. Bases 198 to 899 code for a protein of 233 amino acids. NCBI's taxonomy places the organism in Eukaryota, Metazoa, Arthropoda, Insecta, Diptera, Psychodidae.
UAAGAAACAAGUAUUUCGCUUUAUCACUUCGUCGUGUUAGGGGAAUCCCCUUUUUUCUACAUUUCAACUCUGUUCAGCAAAUAGCCACGUAUGGCUUCAAAGCUGAUGCAAUAAUUCACAUUCACACAGUUUUUUUCUGGAGCCCAAACGAUAAGGUUCGCCUUGAUAAAGUUCUGUGCACAAGAAAAAGCAAAAAGAUGCUCAAGCUAAGUAUGAUGGAUUUGUUUGAGCGGGUUGAUGGGCGUGUUGCUCAUGAAGUCGCAAAAGGAUAUGCCGCACCUAAGACGCGUUUGAAGAAUCGCGGUUUUCCGUGUACCACGAUUUCCGGUAAGAAUCCCAGAAAGGGGUUUGAAGGAUAUGCCCGAACGGCACUACGGACAAACUAUGAUUCCACUAGGAAGGACAUCUACGCUCUUGAUUGUGAAAUGUGCAUUACUACGGCGGGGAAUGAGCUCACGCGGGUCAGUGUCGUGAACAUGGAUGAGGAGGUGGUGCUGGAUAUUCUUGUGAAGCCCAACAAUCCAAUAAUUGACUACAAUACCAAGUAUUCCGGGAUAACUGAAGGAAUGUUGGCCAAAGCUACGGAUAAUUUGGCUUCCGUUCAAGAUAAACUACUUUCAUUGUUCCACUCUCAGACCAUUAUUGUUGGACAUGGGCUUGUUCAUGAUAUGCUUGCCCUAAAAAUUAUUCAUGGCUUGUUCAUAGACACCGAAUUCAUCUACACCUCCUGGGCAGGACCUCGAUCACUGAAGGAUAUUUGUAAGGCCAAACUAAAGAAGGUCAUUCAAGUGAAUGAAGGUGGGCACGAUAGUGUUGAAGAUGCUGUAGCAUCAAUGAAGAUGUUCAAGUAUUUCAUGAGCAGGAUUAAGCGCCGUAGGCGAAUAAUAGAGGAGAUCUAAAACAAGAGAGGCAAAGAUUUCCCUGUAAAAAAUUCUUAAAUCAUGUAAAUCUUACUUGAAGUUAAUUCUAAAGUUGAUUUUUUGUAUUGAAGAAUUUAAUAAAGAAAAUAAAGCUCUGUGGCUAA